Trichoderma atroviride IMI 206040 is the source of this 2498-nucleotide messenger RNA. RefSeq lists its product as uncharacterized. NCBI's taxonomy places the organism in Eukaryota, Fungi, Ascomycota, Sordariomycetes, Hypocreales, Hypocreaceae. The record is from RefSeq and is a predicted model, not a curated record.
AUAGGUAGCUCAAUAGCCGCUUUCAACAACAACAUUGAAUGCAUUCUUGACAUGCAAUCCCUGCCAAUCAAAAAAGCCGCUUCCGUCGUCCUCCUCCUCCUAGCCUCUUUAGCCCACCCCCAGCGCCGGAUUCCCGCUGACGCGCGCUGAAUACGGGAUUCUACAGGCCCUCGCUGCUCCCGAUGGGGGCCCCUCUUGGCGCCUGUAGGCUGUGCCAGGUGCGCUGCAGCGACGAAUGCACCGCUAACCCGGCCCGGAUCCCUCCUGCUGGGCGUCGCGCGCUGCAUUCCAGGCCGUCUUCCCCAGCAUCUCGCUCGCUCCAUCCACUGUGCUCUUUUUUUUUUCUUCCACCUCCAGUUCUCACGAACCCGUCACUCGUCUCUCGCUGCCAACUUCGCCUUCCAUCGCUCGCGUUCGCUCGCAUUUCCUCUCGCUACGUUUCUCGACUUCUUCUUUUAUCUGCCCGCCUCAGCCCGAUCCCUCGUGCCAUUUCCCGGCUCUCCCGGUUCUCCGUCUGCGCAAAGACUCGCUCUCGCUUUAGUCAGCUCCUCUCCCAGGCGACGACUCGACUCUCCCCGAUCAAAGACGACAAAGACGGAAGAAGGAAGAUUCGAAAAAUACGAACAACACAAGACGAGCAUCACGAAUCGCUUAGCGUUUUGUUUUGGCGCAUAACACCCGGCUAUUUCUGACAGCUGUCGUUUGCGCACAUCCGCGGAACUUGCAUCAUUGGCCGUGACUUGACUGACCCACGGGUGUUUGGUCAAGCGCCCUUUCUGAAACAAACAAAAAAAAACAUCAGCGUCUUUCUCUCGCUUCUUCCAUUUCUUCUGGAUUGGCGCAGGCGUCAAGAUUUCUCCCCAGCGACUUCACCCGUGUGCAUCUCCGAUUCUUUCUCAGUAAAUACUUGCUUUUAAUUACUCCUUUCCAUCGUCAUCAUGGCUAAUCAACUGCCCAUCACCACCAUCGUGCCCUUUGGCAACAUCCAAAAACUGCCAGCCUGCGCGGCUGCUUGCAUCCAUCUCUACGAUGCCAAUGGCGCCUGUGUGCCCCCGGCCGUGCCCUCCAACAAUCCCAGCGCAUACACGUCAUGCUUCUGCUUCGACCCUCGACUCACGGCCUUUUCGACGACAACCGGCGGCGUUUGCGACACGGCCUGCACCGCGAAUCCCAGCGGCCUGUCAUCCAUCACCAGCUGGUACCACAGCAUUUGCAACGUCCAGAAAGGAGUAGCUCCCUCGACGACUUCCUCGACAUCAAGCACUUCGACCAACGCAAUCCCCGAGCAAUCGCAUCCGGCCAGCGGCGAUUGGAUUUCCAACCACUGGCAAUGGGUUGUGAUGCUGGUCAUUCUCGUCGUUGGCAUCGCCGGCAUCUGGAUCGGCGCAUGCAUCUGGCGCCGUCGCUACCUCCGCAAGCGCGAGCUCCGAAAACAAGCUGGCAUCACCGACUCUUGGGGCUCCGGUGCCCCUGCGAAUGACGCUGCCGCCGGCAUCCCCAUGACUACGAGCGCGACGCCCGCCCUGCCCAACUUCACGUCGACAUCCGAGAAGCGCAACACGACGACCAAGCUGUGGCCAUUCAGCAGCAAUCGAUCAUGAAAUUUGGAAAAGGACAUAACAAAAAAUCAAAAUCAAAACCAAAAGAGCCAAGGAAAACGAUGAAAAAUGAAAAUACAAGCGAUGGAUGAAAUCAAACUAUCAUAGGAGCCUAAUUUAAAGAACGAAGCACUACGACUACCACGACGAAUUGCUUCGUGCCUCGAUUCUUUUUCCAAAAUACCGCCUUAUUUUGCACAUCUGCUACGACAUACAACAAUUCAUCUUAUACUUUUCUUCGCCGCUCCCUCAACAUACUCUCCAUCAAAUGUAGCGUUCCUUGUUCAUUUUACAUCUUUCUUUUCCUCUCUAGGUUCUCUAUAUCAUUUUAUCCACUUCUUGUUAUUUGUUCUUUGUUUUUCCCUUCCCAUUUUUUGGAUCUGGCGUUGGCUGUGUUAUACGUUUUUGUUGGGAUAUUAUCAUAUCAUGUCUUUUUUUACAAAGGUGGAGAAAUUAGAGUUUGGGAGGGGCGAAACGAGGAAAUCUAUCAUAUUCUUCUUUUUCUUGCCAAAUACGAAGUCUCCUUUUCUUCUAUACGAAGAGAGGGGGAUAUUGGAGGAUUAAGAGAGGGGAGCAGCGAGAAAUACGUCAUUACACAUCAAAAGGUGGCUUUUCUUAUGCCUACCAACCACUUCUUGGCAGUAACUCAAAUCAAAAUAAAAAUGCGCUCUUGUUUUCUUCUCUUCAUAUAUUACUAACGUGUACUUCGUAAUAAACGCCCAAAACUGUCUUUUUUUUCUACAUACAUAUAUCGCGCUAAUGUCAUGUACUCGUGAACUUUUGUCAUAUCGUCCCGUCUAUGAUUUAAAACAAUAAUUCAUCCAUUCAUUUCUUCAAAGCUUCCUGCUCUUCCAUGGCAUCCAUGUAUAGGUCAAUGAGGCAGCCAGCAGACCAUGCCUG